AUGAAGGCUGUUACAAUCGCCGCUGCUGGUGCAGCGGUCGUCACCACCGUUUCUGCCGCCAGCCAUGUCAAGCACAUGCACGCGAAACUACACGCAAAUGUCGCACGCGACACCUGGGUCGACUGGAAUACGACCACCUCUACUUCUGCCACACCUGUAGCUCCCGCUUCGACAAAGACCACCACCACGAAGGCUCCGGUCAAGGCUGCUUCCACUACAGGAACCUCUUCAACUUCGUUCCUCUGGGAGGACUGGACUUCUAGCUCCCUUGCGGUUGAUCCCGCAAAGACCUCGAGCACCACCAGCUCGAUCGCGUUUACUGAGACCUGGGGUGACUGGUCUACCACUUCGUCACUUGUGGUUGAUCCCGCUACCACCAGCACCGAGGAGCACACUUGGGGCGAUUGGAGCUCUAGCGUUCCUGUCGAUCCGGCUUCAACCUCGAGCACUGAGGAACACACCUGGGGUGACUGGACGACCACUUCGUCGCUUGUGGUUGAUCCUGCUACUACAAGCACUGAGGAACAUACCUGGGGUGACUGGACAACCAGCGUUCCGGUUGACCCUACCUCGACAGCGACCGUGACCGAGACUUGGGGCGACUGGUCGAGCGUUGACGAAACUACAACUAUCACUUUGGCCUCGACCAUUACUGAGACCAAGUAUGUCGAGCCGAUCGCCGCCGAAUCGACUGAAUCCACGUGGGCAGAUUGGAGUUCCUCUACAUCCUCAGCGUCCCCGGUCGCAGCAGCCACCACUGAUACGACCUCGAGCUGGUUCGCUCCCUCCGCCACGGUCGCCGCCGACAGCUGCGCUAUCUCCAUCAUUACUUCGUAUGGCCUUCCAACUUGGUAUCCUACGCCUGAUGUUGCUGUGAACACAACCAGCAGCACUACUUCCGCCCACACCUGGGGAGAUUGGACCUCAACAUCCAGCACGCCUGCUGCUGCCGUCACAACCACCAGCACCACGUCCUCCGCUGCAACUUGGGGAGAUUGGGCUUCAACAAGUGAGAGCCCGGUAGUUGUCGUCAGUUCGAGCGAGACGGCCGCCAGCUGGGCGCCCACGCCUGAUACCGCGUCUGCUUAUGGUGGAUUCGGCCCUGCUUCGUCUGGGGCAGCGAAGCCCAGCGGCGGUUCAGGUGGAUCGCACAGCGGAAGCCCUGGCAUCUCUUCCAAUGGAGACUCCUGGGGCAUGACGUAUUCGCCAUACACUGCACAGGGAGGUUGCAAGGACGCCGGCAUAAUUGCCCAUGACAUGGCCAUCAUUGCACAGAAGGGAUUCACCUCGGUCCGUGUCUAUAGCACUGACUGCAGCACGCUUGAAAACAUUGGUGGCUCUGCCCGUGACAAUGGUCUGAAGCUUAUUUUGGGAGUUUGGAUUUCUGCGACAGGCAUCUCAGGCGCUCAAGGCCAGGUCCAUGACAUCAUUUCCUGGGCUCAAUGGGACCUUGUCGAACUCAUUGUUGUUGGUAACGAGGCUGUCUUCAACGGCUACUGCUCUGCCAGCGAGCUAGCUGGCUUCAUCUCCAGCAGUGCAAGUGCAUUCAAGGCCGCGGGCUACACCGGCGCUGUCACCACCACCGAGCCAUUGUCUGUGUGGGAAGAUACGAGCAGUUCCUCUGCCUUCUGCAGCGUCGUCGAUGUUGUCGGUGCCAACCUGUACGCCUUUUUCAACGCAGAUGUGACAGCCGAUAAAGCGGGCGGAUUCAUCCAGGCGCAGAUCAACAUCUUGGAUUCGAUUUGUUCAGGCAAGCCGGUCUAUGUUCUCGAGUCUGGGUGGCCCCACUCUGGUAACUGCAACGGUGCCGCUUGCCCCAGCCCUGCAAACCAGGCAACUGCUCUCAAGGGCAUUCAGUCUACCGUGGGAGCCCAAGUCGUCUUCUUGAGCUACGAGGACGAGCCAUGGAAGGAACCCGGCCAGUUCGGCGUGGAGCAAUUCUGGGGUUGUGCCAAUGUUUUCUAA
Molecule: messenger RNA, 1965 nt
Organism: Fonsecaea nubica
Lineage: Eukaryota; Fungi; Ascomycota; Eurotiomycetes; Chaetothyriales; Herpotrichiellaceae
Exons: 2
Coding region: 1-1965 (654 amino acids)
Biological process (GO): cell wall organization
Cellular component (GO): fungal-type cell wall; extracellular region; cell surface
Molecular function (GO): 1,3-beta-glucanosyltransferase activity; glucan endo-1,3-beta-D-glucosidase activity
Source: RefSeq, a predicted model, not a curated record